Molecule: messenger RNA, 890 nt
Organism: Cucurbitaria berberidis CBS 394.84
Lineage: Eukaryota; Fungi; Ascomycota; Dothideomycetes; Pleosporales; Cucurbitariaceae
Exons: 1
Coding region: 155-652 (165 amino acids)
Source: RefSeq, a predicted model, not a curated record
GCGGUUUACUUGACUUGCAGCGGCGUGAAAAGCACAAAACCACGACAAGUCAUUAGACUUUAUUCAGCUCUACCAAGGACCAGCAAAACACUUAAAGUCGAAUUUAGAUCCGACAACAAGGCCAAUCAUUACGCUCACCGGCUCAAUCGCAAAGAUGCGCAAAUCUACACUACGCAAAACGACUCUCCUCUCCCUCAUCGGCCUCUCCUCACAGCAAUCCACAGUAACAUGGGGCGAACCUUUCACAGUGGACAUCAGCACCCCAGCCGCCGCAUCAACCGCAUCAACCGAGAAUCUACUUCCAUCGUCCUCGCAGCACCUGCUCACGCACUCGAUUGCUCCAUCAGCCACCUUGCCAUCACUAUCAGUGUCGGACAGUACGGUGAUCUCUAAUAUCCAGAGUGCUGUGAGUAGGGACUCGACAUUUAGUACCGGAUCAGCUACAUCGCCUUCGAGUGGGUCGACGGUGAGCACGUCGGUUAGUCAGAGUGGGACUACAACGAGCACGCCGACGACUCAGAGUACGAGAACUGUGACGAGUGGGUCGGGGACGGGCGCUGGGGCGCAAAGUACGGGCGUUGCAGCUCCAGUAUACCGGAGGAUGGGAGUCGCUGGCGCGUUGGCCGGGGCGGCAGGAGUGUUGUUUGUAUGAGACUUCAGGGCGUUAAUUGUGAAGAAUAGAAGAAAUUGAACAAGUCGAUCAGCGGGAAAUCGUUGACGGUGAAGAUGGGGCGUUGAGAGGUCAAAUCUUGUAAGCCGGGAGAGAUGGGCUCAUCAAGUUGGAAACCGAGCUAUCGACCCUCAUCGCCGGGAGGAAAUGGGGAAAAUAACUUGCGCUCCAAUAUUCACAUUGCUUGAAAUACUUCAGGCUCUUUAAGUGAUUCAUUUCC